CAGUCAGACUCCAAACUCAACCAUGGCCAAAACCAAAGAGCUGUCGAAGGACACCAGGAAGAAAAUUGUAGACCUGCACCAGGCUGGGAAGAGUGAAUCUACAAUAGGCAAGCAGGGAAAAACUUUGUUCUGCACAGAAAAAAUGAGUGAACCUGGCAAAAAGGACGGGAAGGGAAAGAAGCCAGAGGCAACGGAAGGACACUUAACAUCUGAAUCAGAUGGAGUUAAAGGGAAAAAAGAAGCAAAAGGACAAGAAAUGAAAGACAAACCUGUUGGUUGUGGAGGUCGUGGUGGUGGUAGUGGAGGUCGUGGUGGUGGCGGAGGUCGUGGUGGCGGAGGUCGCGGUGAUCAAUAAAUGAUGAAGAAAUCCUUGACUCGCCAUUCUGUGAUAAUAAUUGUAAAGACUUAAAUACAUGUAUAAUAAACAAAUCCAG
Micropterus dolomieu (smallmouth bass) is the source of this 434-nucleotide messenger RNA. RefSeq names its product putative DEAD-box ATP-dependent RNA helicase 29. The transcript has 5 exons. The record is from RefSeq and is a predicted model, not a curated record. Bases 23 to 355 code for a protein of 110 amino acids. NCBI's taxonomy places the organism in Eukaryota, Metazoa, Chordata, Actinopteri, Centrarchiformes, Centrarchidae.